AUGAAGCCAAACUCUGUCGUUCCUGGAAUAAACGUAACUUUUGAUAUUUUUGCAACCGUAGAUGUUGAUGUGAAUAAUGGGUUUGUUGAGAUAGACUUUGUUAACGCAGAAGACGCUAAUAAUUUCCUAAGUAAAUCAUUUGAUCUUCCUUCGGUCAUUAAAGCUAAAGGAACAAUUGAUGGUUUAUAUACAAUGCCAUUGCAACUCUCAACAUUACCAGAAGAAUAUUAUAUAUCAAUUCCAUUUUUUCGCAGACAAAUGAUG
Molecule: messenger RNA, 264 nt
Organism: Racocetra persica
Lineage: Eukaryota; Fungi; Glomeromycota; Glomeromycetes; Diversisporales; Gigasporaceae
Source: the annotation of a GenBank genome assembly